Messenger RNA from Leopardus geoffroyi (Geoffroy's cat), 10368 nucleotides. RefSeq names its product leucine-rich repeat-containing protein 37A2-like. The record is from RefSeq and is a predicted model, not a curated record. Gene Ontology annotation, molecular function: protein binding. Lineage: Eukaryota; Metazoa; Chordata; Mammalia; Carnivora; Felidae.
GGGUGGAGGGAGGCCUGGGCCCCAAGUGAUUCUGGGAAAAGGGCCCGCGCUGGUGGUGCGGAGCCCAUCUCCAGUGAGCCAAUAAAGGUGGCCUAAAUAAAGGGUGGGGCGUAGGCGGGGGAGGGGCGCGCGGUUGCUAACAGUGCGCGCGCGCAUCACAGGGCUGCCAUAAUGGUUUGGCUCCCGCUCAGGGCCCAGCGCCAGUACCCCACUCGCCUGGGUCGCUGCGCCCCGGAGCCUCCGCAGGUCAUGUCCCGGCUGCGCCUGUUGGCCCCACUGCUUGUCCUUACGUGGCAACCGUUGUGGCUGCUGGUCCAGGCAGCUCAGCCUCCGGAGUGGGCCCUGGACCCUGCCCAGCUGACCGCCGACCCCAUGGAGCCGGCUGAGCCCUCGUCUUCGCGCUCGUCUGAUCCCCCACCCGAAUCACCCCAGGUACUUACACCCCCCGCUGAACGGGUGGGCUUUAAUUACCUGGGGUCCUCUGCUCCAGCCCAGAUGUUGGCCCCGCCUAAGGAGUUGACUGAGACUUUGGUUCCAUUCCUGGACACGGAUUCCGUUGGAGAACUACCCCCAGGGCCAGAUGAGGAUCUGAUGACCAGGGAGGCUCAGGCUCAGCAUCCAGAGCCCGCUGAAGAGACCGAAACAUCUCUACUUGAGCAGGAGGCUCCAUCUCAGCGUCCAGAGUCCCAUAAGGAUGGAAAUUCAGCAAACCCACAAGAGGCCCCAGCUGAGCCUUCAAGUACCCCUGAAGAGGUCGAACCUUCUUCAGUCCAGCAGGAAGCCUCAGCUCAACCUACAGAGGCCCCUGAGGAAGUGGAACCUUCUCCAACCCCCCAGGAGGCCCCUGCUCAGCCUCCAGAGCCAUCUAAGGACAUCAUAUCUCCACUGUUAGCACAUCAUGAAGUAAAUGUGCUAUCUCCAAGUCAGAGUGAAGCUCAGAAGCCAAGCUUCCCCAAUGUCACUGUUAAACCUCUGGAUCUUACCAUAACUCUAACUCAGCCUGCGGAGCACCCUGAGGAGGCUGGACCUACCCCAGUCCAGCAGGAGGCCCCUGCUCAGCCUGCAGAGCGCCUCGAGGAGGUUGAACCUACCCCAGUCCAGCAGGAGGCCCCAACUCUAGUUCCAGAGUUCCCUAUCGAGUAUUUAACUCAACUUGCAAUAAGUGAUGAGGUGACAUCUCUACCUCUAGGUCAGUAUCCAGAUUAUUUAAUGUUUCCCAGGGUUACAGGUAAGUCUUUAGAUGUGGAACUUACCACAACUCCAGGGCCUGAUAAAGGUGUUGAAUCUUCUAUAGCCCAGCAAGAGGCCCCACCUCAGCCUCUUGAACAUACUGAGGAAGCAGAACUUUCUCUAACCCAGCAAGAGACCUCGGGUAAGCCUCCAGAGGAGGUUGAGCCUUCAAGUGAGCAGGAGACCCCAGGUCAGCCUUCCGAGCCUCCUGGGGUGAUUGAUCCUUCUCUAAGGCAGCAGGAGACCCCAGCUCAGCCUUCAGUGCCUCCUGAGGAAGCUAAGCCUUCUCUAAGCAAACAGGAACCCCCAGCUCAGCUUCCAGACCCUUUUGGAGAAGCUGAACUUUCUCCAACCCAGGAGGAGGUCUCAGCUCAGCUUGCAGAGCUCCUUAAUGAGGCAGAAUCUUCAACCCAGCAGGAGACUCCAGCUCAGUCUCCAGGGGAGAUAGAAUCUUCUGCAACCCUGCAAGAGCAACCAGCUCAGCCUCCAGAGCUGCCUUCCAGGGAGGUGGAACCUUCUCCAACCCAGCAGGAGCACCCAGCUCAACCUCUAUGGCAUCAUAAGAUGACAGUUUCACCUCCAGGUCACUACCAUGAUCAACAUUUAAACCUGCCCAACGUCAGUUUGAAACCUCCAGAUGUGCAGCUUACCAUGACUGCAGAACCCACUACAGAGGUGGGACCUUCUCCAGUUCAGCACGAGACUAUAGCUCAGCCCUCAGUGCCUCUUAAUGUGGAACCUUUUGAAACCCAGCGUGAAGCCCCAACUCUGCCUCCACAGUCCCCUGAGGUUGAAUCUUUGCCAGUUCAACAGGAGACUCCAACGCAAUCUCCAGAAUCUACCACACAGGCGAAACUUCCAACACAGCAGGAGACCCCAGUUCAGUAUCCAGAAUAUCCUGGAGAAGUUGAACCUUCUACAACCCAGCAGGAGGCCCUAGCUCAGCAAUCACAGGCCCCUGAGGAGGGUGAAUCAUCCUCAACCCAGGAGGAGGCCCCAACUCAGCUUCCACAGGCCCAGGAAGAGGGUGAACCUUCCCCUCUCCAGGAGGAGGGCCAGGGUCAGCACCCACAGGCCUCUGAGGGGAGUGAACCACCUACAACCCAGGAGGAGUCCCCAGCUCAGCGUCCACAGACCCCUGAGGAGGUUGAACCUUCUUCAACCCAGCAGGAGGCUCCAGCUCAGUAUCCUCAGGCAUCAGAGGAGGGUGAGCCUUUUCCAACCCAACCAGAGACCCCAACUCAGUAUCCAGAGCCCCUUGAGGGGACUGAACCUUCUCCAGCCCAGUCAGAGGCCACAACUCAGCAUCCAAAUCCCCUUGGGGAAGUUAAACCUGCAACCUAUCAGGAGGCCCCAAGUCAGCAUCCACAGACCUCUGAGGAAAUUAACCCUUCUGCCACUCAACAGGAGCCUUCUGGUGAGGUUGAACCUUCUCCAACCCAACAGGAGGCCCCAGCUCACUCUCCAGGGUGUCAGGUGGUAACAGUUUUUCCUCAAGGUCAGAAUCAAGCUCAGCUCCUGCUGUUGCCUAAUGUCACUGUUAAACCUGUGGAUUCCUCAGUUAUCAUGACCUCAGAAUCCACUAAUGAGGUUGAAGCUUCUCCACUCCGAGAAGAGGCCUCAGCUCAGUCUGGAGUGUCCCCUGAGCAGUUGGAACCUUCUCCAACCCAGCAGGAGGUCCCACAUCAGCAUCCAGCGCCCCCUGAAAAUGUUGAAUCUUCUCCAGUCCAGCAUGAAGUCUCAACUCCACCCGAAGAUUUUCCUGAGGAAAUUGAACUUUCUCCAAGCCAGCAGGAGAGCUCAGCUCUGCCUCAAGUGCCUGUUGCAAGUAUAGAACCUUCUCCAAUCCAGCAAGAGGUCCCAGCUCAGCAACCAAAGCCCAAUGAGGAGGUCGAGUCUUUUCCAGUUCAGUAUGAGCAUCCAGCUCAGCCUCCAGGGUCCUCUACAGAUGUUGUAGCUCAGUCUCCAGUACAGCAUGAGGUGACAUUCUCACCUCCAGGUCCCGGUGAAGCUCAGCAUCCAGUGUUGCCUAAUAUCACAGUUAAACCUGUGGAUCUGAGGAUUUUCGUAAGUCCCCAGGCAACUAAGGAGGUUAAACAUCUUCCAGUGCAGCAGGAUGUCCCUGCUCAAUCUCCUAUUCCCCCUGAGAAAGUUGAAUUUUCUCCAGCUCAGUCCAAGCAUCUUUCCCAGUCUCCAGAGUCCCCUGAAGAUGAGUCUUCUCCAGGCCAACAAGAGGUCCUAGCUCAGACUCCAGACCCCCCUAAGGCUGUGGAACCUGCUUCAGGCCAACAGGAGGCCCCAGCUCAGUCUGUAGUCCCCCAGCUGGCUCCAGCUGUAUCUCCUGAGCCCCCUAAGGAGGUAGAACCUUCUCCCACACCACAGGAGGCCCCAGCUCAGCCUUCAGAGCCUCCUGAGAAGGUAGAACCAUCUCCAGUUCAGCAGGAAGUCCCAGCUCAGCCUUCAGAGCCCCCUAAUGAGGCAGAAUCUUCUCCAACCCCGCAGGAGGCCCUGGUUCAGUCUCCUGUCCCCCAGCAGGCCCCAGCUGUGUAUCCUGAGCCCCCUAAGGAGGUAGAACCUUCUCCCACACUGCAGGAGGCCCCAACUCAGCCUUCAGAGCCCCCUAACGAGGCAGAGUCUCCAACCCAGCAGGUGGCCCCAGCUCAGUUUCCAGUCCUCCAGGAGUCCCCAGCUAUAUCCCCUGAGCCCCCUAAGGAGGUGGAACCUUCUCCCACACCUCAGGAGGCCCCAGCUCAGCCUUCAGAGCCCGGUAAUGAGGCAGAAUCUUUUCCAACUCAGCAGGAAGCCCCAGUUGUAUCCCCUGAGCCCCCUAAGGAGGUAGAACCUUCCACACAGCAGGAGGCCCCACCUCAGCCUUCAGAGCCUCCUGAGAAGGUGGAACCAUCUCCAGUCCAGCAGGAAACCCUAUCUCUAGCUCUCGAGCCACUUAAGGAGAUAGAACCUUCUCUAACACAACAGGAGGUACAAGCUCAGCCUUCAGAGGCCCCUGAGAAGGUAGAACCAUCUCCAAUUCUGCAGCAGGCUCCAACUCAACCUCCGGAGCCCUCUAAGGAGGCAGAAACUCCUCCAGCCCAGCAGGAGGCCCCAGUUCAGCCUCCAGAGCCACCUGAGGAGGUUGUAGCACAACCUCCAGUCCAUAAUGAGGUGACAGUUCCACCUCUAGGACAAGAGCAAGCUCAGCAUCCAAACUUGCCCAAUGUUACUGUUCAGCCUGCUGACCUGGAGCUUACUGUAACUCCAGAACCUACUGUGGAGGCUGAGCAUUCUACAAUCAUGCAGCAGACUCUAGCUCCUCCAGAGGACACUGAGGUGACACCUCCACAUCCAGAGCAGGUCCAGGCUCAGCAUCCAAAUUUGACUGAAGUCAGAGUUCAGCCUUUAGACCUGGAACUGACCAUAACUCCAGAACCCACUGCAGAGGUUGAAACUUCAACCACGCAAGAGAUCCCAGGUCACCCUUCAGAGCCACCUAAGGAGGUUGUAGUUCAGCCUCCACUGUUUCGGGAGGUGACAGUUCCAACUCCAGGUCUGGAUCAAGCUCGUCAUCCAUUGUCACCUAAUGUAACAGUUCAGCCUUUGGACCUAGAGCUUACCAUAACUCCAGAACCCACUAUGGAGGUUAAAGCUUCUACAGCCCUGAAGAAAACUACAGCUCCUCCAAAGGACCUUGAGGUAACAUUUGCACAUCUAGAGCAGGUUCAGGUUCAGCAUUCAACCUUGAAUAAGGCCACAACUCAACACUUGGACCUGCGGCUUACUAUAACUCCAGAAUUCAAUAAGGAGGUUGAACUUCCUCUACCUAUGCAGGAGACUCCAAUUCAGCCUCCAAAGCCACCUGAGGAGGUUAUUGGAGCUCAACCUCCAGUAUAUCAGGAGCAGACUGUUCUGACACCAGGUCAGAAUCAAGCUAAGCAUUCAUCACUGCCCAAUAUAACAGUUCGACCUUUGGACCUGGAGCUUACCAUAACUCCAGAGCCCACUGUGGAGGUUAAAACUUCCACAGUCCUGAAGAAAACUACAGCUCCUCCGAAGGACCUUGAGGUGACAUUUCCACAUCUAGAGCAGGUUGAGUCUCACCAUCCAACCUUGACUGAGGUCACAGUUCAGCCUUUGGACUUGGAGCUUACCAUAACUCCAGAAUCCACUACAGAGGUUGAAUCUUCUCCAGCCAUGCAAGAGACCCCAGAUCAGCCUCCAGAGCCGCCUAAGGAACUUGUAGCUCAACCUCCAGUAUAUCAAGAGGCAGCAGUUCCAACACCAGAUCAGGAUCAAGCUCAGCGUCUGUGGUUGCCGAAUAUAACAGUUCAGCCUUUCGACUGGGUGCUUACUGUAACUACAGAACCCACUACGGAUGUUAAACAUCCCUCAGCCCUGCAGCAGACUACCGCUCCUCCAGAGGACCUUGAGGUGACAUUUCCACAUUCAGAGCACAUUCAGCAUCCAAUCUUAACUAAAGUCACAGUUAAACCUUUGGACCCAGGGCUUACCAUAACUCCAGAAUCCACUACAGAGACUGAACCUUCUCUAACCAUGCAAGAGACCCCAACCCAGCCUCCAGAGCCACCUAAGGAGGUUGUUCAGUAUCCAUCCCAACAGGAAGUGACAGUUCCUACUCCAAGUAAGGAUCAAGGUCAGCAACCAACAUUGCCCAGUGUCACAGCUCAUCAUGUGGACUUGGGGCUUACCAUAACUCCAGAACCUACUACAGAGGCUGAACAUUCUACACCCAUGAAGGAGACUACAGCUCCUCCCCCAAAGGACCUUGAGGUGACACUUGCACAUCCAGAGCAGGUUCAGUGUCAGCAUCCAAACCUGACUGAAGUCACAGUUCCACCUAUGGACCUGGAACUUACUGUAACUGCAGGAUCCAGUGUGGAGACUGAACCUUCUCCAACCAUGAGAGACACCCCAACUCAGCCUCCAGAGCCACCUAAGGAGGUUGUAGUUCAAUAUCCAUUCCAGCAGGAAGUGACAGUUCCAACUCCAAGUAAGGAUCAAGGUCAGCAUUCAGCAUCACCCAUCAUCCCAUUUCGUCAUGUGGAGCUUACUAUAACUCCAGAACCUAUUACAGAGGCUGAACAUUCGACAACCCUGAAGAAGACUACAACUCCUCCCCCAAAGGACCUUGAGGUGACACUUGCACAUCCAGAACAGGUUCAGAGUCAACAUCGAAACCUGACUGAAGUCACGUUCCACCUAUGGACCUAAAUUCCUGUAAGUCAGCAACCAGAGUCAUUUGAGACAGGUUUUCCUCCAACAACUCAACAUUCUGUGGUGCAUUUUGUAAACUCUACCUCAGAAAAGGCAUACACAACUUUAACUUGGCAACCAGAACAGAAUGCCACCACAAACCUCAAAAUAUGUGAGCGCUGUACCUGCAGAGAUGAGACACUGUCAUGUGUUGGUCUCAGCCUACAGCAGAGGCUCCGCAGAGUGCCCGUGCCGGAGCCCGACACCUACAACGGCACCUUCACCAUCUUAAAUUUCCAAGGAAACUCUAUUUCUUACAUUGAUGAAAAUGUAUGGAAGGGAUACCAUUGGGCUGAGAAACUUGAAAAUUAUCUGACCGAAUUACAUAAAGACACAUUUGAAGGCCUGCUAUCCCUCCAGUAUUUAGAUUUAUCCUGCAAUAAAAUACAAUCUAUUGAAAGACGUACAUUUGAAUCACUACCUUUUUUGCAGUUUAUAAAUCUUGGUUGCAAUUUACUCACCGAACUGAGCUUUGGAACAUUUCAGGCCUGGCAUGGAAUGCAGUUUUUACACAAGCUAAUUAUCAGUCGUAACCCUCUGUCAGCUGUUGAAGAUUCCUAUCUUUUUAAGUUGCCAGCAUUAAAAUAUUUAGACAUGGGAUCAACACAGGUGUCACUUACAACAGUUGAGAGCAUCCUCAUGAUGACCCUUGAAUUGGAAACACUGAUAUUACCUAGCCGUAUGGCCUGCUGUCUCUGCCAAUUUAAAAAUACUAUUGAGGUUGUCUGUAAGACAGUCAAGCUACAUUGUGACAGUGCAUGUCUGACAAAUGGCACACGUUGUGAUCAGGAAGUAUACCUAAGGAAUGCAGAAGGAUCAUUCAUGAAGGUAUUGAAAGCUCGAAAGAAGAGCACCAGCACGGAGCUGACUAUUGAGCCAGAGAAGGCAUCCUCAGACAUAGAUCGUGUCAGUUUGUCAGCCUUUAUGAAUGAGCAGCUAGACUUCAAUGACAAAAGUGAUGUCAUUAGUGCACUGAAUUACAUAUUGCCUUAUUUCUCGGAGGGCAAUCUAGAAGACGUAGAAUCGACGCUGUUACCGUUCAUUAAACUUCUGUUUUCAAAUGUGCAAGAGGGAGACAAGCCCGUGGGUCACUCGAUGAACGACACAGGGGACCCUUCUCUUAAACCUGGAUCCAACAAUUCAACUUACAAGAAUAAACUGAGAAAACUCUACCUUCUGGAAAAUUUGUUAGAUGCAGAAAUUCAGGAAAAAAUUGAUGAGGUGAAAAAGAAAGAAAAAAUGGCCAUGCUUAUACAUUCCAGCCUUUUAGGUCCCAAGUUUAAACGUCAAAUCUUUCCAAAGAAAUUGGAAACUGCCCAACCGCAGGAGAAGAGCCUAGAGGAGGUUGAGAGUGUGGGGAAAAAGUUCCUGAGAGUGAAAAAGGUCAUCAAGGGCCCCAAGGGCAUACGGAAAAGGCACUUAAAAGAGCUGAGACGUCAGAACAUCCAGAGGAAACAGAACGCCCAGCCGUCUGUGGAAAACAUGGACAAGGAACAAAGGCUCAGGAGACCAUCCCCAGGGGAGCUUCACGUGGCGCACAGGCCCAGCAAAUUAGUGGGAAGCUCCUUCAAUACAGAGCCUUCGUUCAUAGAGGAGCACAAGGCAGCGGUCUCUUCUUUCCUGAAGCAAUACUCUUUGGGCAGGCCUUCUGCCACCCCCGCUCCAAAAUCCCCACCUGACGUGAAACAAAAAUCAAAAGACUUAGUGUACACUAAUUUUCUUUUAGAAGAUGCAAAUGCUAGAGUUAGAAAUAUGAAGGCUUUCGGACCAGCCUCACACCCCAGAAAAACACACCGCUUUCAUAAAAGUCGCUCCCGUGUGGUCCACAGAACACCCAAGGCCAAACUGAAUCGAAAGUCCAGAAAGGAAAGUUCACUCAGUAAUAGACAGCUGCUUGCAAAGAGGCCUCCAUCCUCUGCAGUCAGGAGCCUCAUAAAUUCCCCUUCACGAGAGGAUUUUUCAUCUCCGGGAGAACUGAGUCCUCAGAAAAAUCCCUUUCCAGAAUUAUUUGCUCCUUCAGGAACUUACAGAGAAAACACUACUGUAGAGAACACUACUGCCCAAAAUGUUUCUGAAGAAAAUAUUUCUACAGGAAACACUACUGUGCCAGAACAAACCCUCCCUGAAUUCACAAACCGUAAGAAUCUUUCCACUGCUAAUUCUACUGUUACUGCAGACAACUCUAUGCCGACCGUUAAACAAACCAAUGAUACACAAUGGGAAUACCACAAUGCGGGCACUGGCUUGCCCCCAAAAGCCACAGGCUUCACUGUGUCAAAGCUCUCGUCCUCAGGUGAUCUGUUUGAAAUUCAGUUAAACCAGCAGCUACAGUCCCUCAUCCCCAACAAUGACGUGAGAAGCCUCAUUUCUCAUGUUAUCCGGACUUUGAAAAUGGACUGCUCUGAGACCCACGUGCAGCUGGCCUGUGCCAAGCUCAUCUCCAGAACAGGCCUCCUGAUGAAGCUUCUCAGCGAGCAGCAAGAAGUAAAGGUGUCCAAGGCAGAGUGGGAUACGGACCAAUGGAAAAACGAGAAUUAUAUCAAGGAGAGCACAGAAGUCCAGAGUGAACAGAGAGGGCAGGAGUCAAGGGAGCUCACAAAAGAAGUUCCAGGCUAUGGCUAUAACAACAAACUCAUCUUGGCAAUAUCUGUGACUGUAGUAGUGAUGAUUUUGAUCAUAGUUUUCUGUCUCAUUGAGCCUUCUGAUUAUACUUCAGUGUGCCACAGAGGCCUGUCUCCACGGGAGGUAAUGCCCAAUCAUGUAGACACAGAUGCCCUAUCUAUGGAACGGAUGUUUUCCUUAUUGUCAACUCAUGACCUGACAUUCUUUUUGAUCAAUCCUGUGACAUUGAUUCAUUCUCAUAGAGCAGCAGCCAAGGAAGGUAAAGAAGGAAGCUCAAGGGGCUUCUUUGGAUCUCUGCUGCGUAAGAGAUGCUCAAAGGAAAGUGACAAUCAGGAGGGCUUUUUCUGGAGAAGGCGGCCACUUUGGCUUAGGGACAUGUACAGACCUCUCAAUGCCACACGCAAGAAAAACAUGGCACAGAAGCUACACGACAAGGAUUCUUCUGAUGAAGAUGAGAUUUUCAACAAGGAACUAGGGGAGACUGGCAAAGCCACAGCAGAGAAGGCUCAGGCCACAGAUUCCACUACUGAAGAGCUGGGUGACGAGAGUGAGACACUAUAUGAGAUUGUCACAGAGUGAACGCCGUCCUGCCUCAGGCCACCUACAAAGUUUACUUUCCUAUACUGGCUUCUCAGCAUUGCUCGUAAAAUACUUGUUUUUCUCAAUAAAAUGUAUAAAUCCAUAACCAAUUCUAGCCACGUGGUAAGGAACUAAAACGUAAACAGUUAAAUAUUUAUCUACAGACAACAGGGACCACAGGCGAGAGAAGCAGGACUGAAGCCAGAGUCCCUCGUGGUAGCCAGUAUUUCCACAAGACACAGUAUGGGCAAAGUAGGGUGAAUGGGGCGUCUUUCCCUCAUUUCCCUGAUACAGUCAGUCUCUGGAAACUGGAAAACAUAUCUUCAAGGGGCUUAGACUAUUAAGUUAAUUAAGAGCUUAUUCUGGUGCUCUCUCCCCUGGCUCACCAAAUACCAGUUAUUCACAACGCGCUUGACCCCCUGCCCGUAGAGGAUCAUCUCUUUCUGGCCCCUCCGUAAGGUCCUUGGGGUUGCCAGAAUAUUUGGAUCGCUGAGCCUACCUCCACUGUAGGGCUGAGGCCUGUCUUUCUUCCCAAGAGCUCAAACUCAGACACAAAAUGUGUAGUUGGAAGUAGGGUGUUCCUCAACCUUACAAGCUAGUAGAUGAUUCCCAUUGGGUUUUUUUGUUUGUUUUCUUUAAAAAAAAAAAAAAAAAAAGUCCCCACCCUCA